AUGCUGAAGCACACGGCGCAGGCGCAGGGCCCGCCCACGGCCACCAACACGACCAGCUCGGGGACGCCGGCGUCGCUGCUGCUGGCUCUGCGCGCCGCCCACCACCACCACCACCACCAGCACCAGCACCACCACGCGCACCCGGCCGCCAACCUCAGCCUCAACCUGUCGCAGCGCCUCAACCACUCGCACCUCUCCACGCUCAGCACCUCCAAGCACUCCCUCGGCAAUGCCAGCAGCGUCAGCCCCGGAGGCGGUGGCGGCAUCGUGGUGGCCAAUGGCGGGCCGGGCAGUACAGCGGCACUGCCCAAGAUGGCAAAUGGUGGCCUCCACAUCUCACGGUCCUCGGCCCACCACACACAGGGAGCACAUACUAUCUCGGGCCGGCACCACACCUCCGGACAUGCCUCACCCACUGGAGGCAGCCGGUUCUCGUGGCGCAGCUACUACCACGGGCAGCUGGGCCCGCCGCGAGAGGCGCUGGGGUCGCUGGGCCUGCUGUGCCUGGCCAGCCUGCUGCUGGCGCUGCUGUCGCUCAUCUUCCUGCUGCGGUUGGCGCCCCUGCCCGCGGGGGAGCCCCCCUCGGACGAGUACGUGCUGGUGCACGACGCGACGCUGGCGCUGUGUGCGCUCGCGCUGUCGCUCAACCUGUGCUGCCUGCUCGUCUGUGCCGUGCAGGUGCUCUUCGCCGUCCGCCUCGUGCGAUCGCCGCACGGCGCCGAGAGAACUAACAAGUACCUGCAAAAAUCAUCAAUAACAAGAAUGUGCGCAGUAAGCGGAUUCUUCAUUUCCAUUCCUGUUUUCCUCACAGGAAUCAUCUUGUACACAUUCAUCCAAUUCCAUUCAACUCCAGCCAUAAUAACCAGCGUAUUUAUUGGUGUUGGUAUUGUGUUCUGUGGUUGUGCCAUGGUUCACAAUGUUUUCGUGUGGCAAAGGGAGAAGACAAAUGCAGUUCGUGCCUUGGCACUACAGCAACAGCAACAGCACCAACACCAACCGUCGCUUCGCCAGCCGACGUCCCCCACACCGUCAGUGGAUCUUUCCAAGGUUGCCUCUGGCCUGCCUCGUGAAGCGAGUGGUAGUGUGAGUCCGGGUGUUCCUGUGGCUACUCUAGACCUCAGCACAGCUGUGUCACCACACGAAUUAUCGACACUUGUGUGAAAUGUCAGUUUCAUAAAUUUACUUGUGUAACUGGUGCUUGGUGAUUUUUUUUGGCCUGCUCACAAACAUGUUUUACAAAUAGAUAUCACAGGAUGAAAUGUGUCAGUGCCAGUGUUAUUUACAAGGUGAAAAUAAUCAACGAACUGAUUUGCUUGCACUUUGGGUUCCUGUGCAAUGUAAGCUGCCCCCGCUCGUGUGGUCGUGCAGUGAGAGGCAGGCUGCUGAGAGGCUAAACGUGGGUAGUCUCUGGAAUUCUGAAGUCCACUAGAUGGUACCUAGUGAUGUCUGAUGUACCUGGGGCUUGUGUCGUACAAGUUCAGAGUCCACCUUUGUGUUUGCUUUUGGCAUUUUGAACACACAUAUACCCUUUGUGGUCCUUCAAGAGUAUGAAACAACACUUUGACCUUACACAUGCACUAUUCCCAACAUUUUGUUGCAUUUAUGAUACAUAUUAACUAAAUGUAAAAAGACAUAAUAUAUUCUGUGUGAGAGUUAUAGCAUUCCAUUCAUAUUGCAAACCAGACAAAGGAAUUUUUUUCUGGAAAAUUAACUCACUGUCAGUAUUGUGCUCAACAUUUAUAUCUCACAUAGGCAGAAAUUCAUCACAAAGAUAAAAACGGAUAUAUAAUUUAUCAUCUUGAAGCAGGUUGUAGUAAAUCUCCAAAAAAUGUCAUUCUAUUCCUACAUCCAUAAGAUGUAUACAAUCUUUUUUAAAUGAUGCUCCACAGCUUUUAUAAAAGACACGUGGAUUAUACCAGUGCAAAUCUGUCAGGACCAUUAUUAUACUGCAUCUAGUUUGGACAGAUGAUGAUGUAAACUAUUUGGACAGAUGGUGUAAACUGUUGAAACAGGUUGCAGUACAACAAUGAUUUUAGCAGCUUUGUGACAGUAUACAUAACACUGCCAUAAAAUCCAGGUACCUAUCACAAUAUUAAUUACUCACCCAGUAAAAACUAUUAAGUAUUAGCAAAAUCAAAGAUAAAAUAAUUACAAAUAAUUUGUGCUCUUCUCUGUUCUGUUACUUUUGUGUUUAUUCAGUUAUGUUGCUAUUCCAGACAGUCUGUAUAACAGUUAUUGUGAAACACUUGUUGAAUGAGAUCACGUGGCAGAUUAAAAAGAUCUAAGAACUGAACGUUAUGUGGAAACUGUAAGAAGUAUUUUAAAGAAACAAUGAAAUGAAUGAAUUAAUUAAUUUUAUAUGAAAUGAUUGUUGGGUCCUUUAAUGUUGUGGAAUAUUUAGAACUGAUAAAGUUCUAUGCCACAACCAGUUACAUAUCAGAUGCUCUGAAGGGUAACUUGAUAGCUUUGUUUUUUCAAAAUGAAAAAGUUGCACAUCUUUAUAUGGCAAUAAAUAAAUCUCUAUUUAUUUGAAAUGUGCCACUUAAAGCAAGUGAAAUAUAACAAAGUGAUAUAAGUUGUAUGUUCUCAUUUGCAUGGAGAGCAACAACAAGAGAUGCUAGUCAUUUUUCCAUAAUAGUUGUGUAUUAUGAGGGAGCAGAGUAGCUAUAAGUAUGUGACACAUCACUUACAAAAUAAGCCCCCAAGAAAAAAGAUAGUUGUUAUGAAUAUUAGAUCACAGGACUCUAUUGAACGUAAAUAUUAGGAUUAUGAGGUACCGUGGGGACAUUUUCCAGUAUACCUUUUUCUCUUUCCAAAGAAAGUGAUACAAAAUGGUAUGUAAUCUUAUUGUACAAAGUAAAUAUGAACAUAAUAGUGAAGACUCUAUUGCAAACAAGAGCUCUUAAAAAUACUUGUGUAAUAUAACCUAUUUGUAUAAAUAUCCUUUAGUAUAUGUAAGUAAUUGUAAAAAUAUCUGAAAGAGGAACAAAAUAUGGGGUAGCAUACAUCGUAUUGUAUCUAUUUCUUGUGUAAUGCUAAAGGUAACUAGAUUACUCAUGUUAUUUUACUGCAGCAGUUCCAGUCAUCAGACACCUAUCUUCUUCCCAAAGAACCUAGGAAAGGUUGGUCUCCAGUGAGAUACAUUAUUUAUAUUGAAGCUGAAUGCCUAAUGAGUCAAAUUUUUUUCUGGUACUAAAUUGCAUUAAGAAGUAGAAAAAGCCAGUUUUUGCUUUACAUUCACAUCAGUUUGGACCAUGAUGAAUUAACAUGUGUCCAUCUCUCUUGGUUUUGUUGUACAAAAGAAGUCAUUCAAGCACCAUCAUCUCCAGACAUUUUAGGGAGGGAGAUGGGAGGCAGGCAGCCUCUGAAACUUCCAUUCUGUGAUAAACAAGCUGAUCAGUUAAAGACGACAUACCACAAGAAGUAAAUUUUAUAGAUGAUAUAAAGAGCUUCAUAUCCCAUGGAGCUAAUGGUUAUACACUCAAUAUAUGUUACAGAUGGAUUUCGUAAUGAAUAAAAACUCUGUACUUCAUAUUCUCAUAUUCUGGUUCUGGGGGGAAGGGCCAGGCAAGCACUCCCUCUUCAACCCCCCCACCCCCC
Messenger RNA from Schistocerca serialis cubense, 3600 nucleotides. RefSeq lists its product as uncharacterized. The transcript has 7 exons. NCBI's taxonomy places the organism in Eukaryota, Metazoa, Arthropoda, Insecta, Orthoptera, Acrididae. The record is from RefSeq and is a predicted model, not a curated record. The coding region runs from base 1 to 1161 and encodes 386 amino acids.